Rubroshorea leprosula is the source of this 910-nucleotide messenger RNA. NCBI's taxonomy places the organism in Eukaryota, Viridiplantae, Streptophyta, Magnoliopsida, Malvales, Dipterocarpaceae. The record is from the annotation of a GenBank genome assembly.
ACAAAAUUUUGUUUUUUGGUCGUUCUUCCUCUAUGAUUCCAAGCAGAGAUUUGAAGGGGAAACUGAAAAAGAGUGGAAUUCAGUAAGGGAAAUCAAAGAUAAAAUAGGGGUUCUGAAUGAAGAGAAAAAGAGGAAAAUCGAAGAAUAAAAGGUGAUGUGGUUAUUGAUGAAGCACCAUAAGCAGCAGCAACAGCAGCAGCUAAAACUGAUGAGUGGAAGAGAGCACGGACGCUCACUGAAAAAGCCAAAGCAAUCUCCACUUAAUGAGUUUCCAUCAUUUGGUUGCGCAGUGAUGUGGUUAUUGAAGAUGAAUUCAGAGAUGACGCUAUCGCCUAUCCCUAGUAUCGAGAAGACAAAUGCUGCAACAGAGAAGGCAAAGGAAGGCUACGAAACAGCAAAAAACAAAGCAGCAGGGAAGAUGAGUGAGGGAACGGGGGACAGUGCAGCGGAGGAGAUUAAGAAGAGGCAGGGACACUCGGCAGAACAGCUGAAUUGGGCCAAGGACAAAGCGAAAGAAGGGUAUGAUGCGGCAAAGAACAAGGCUAAGGAGACGUUGGAGUCGGUGAAGGAGACGGUUGCUUCAAAUUACGAGGCGACGAAGCAAAAGCCGUCGGAGUAAAUGCCUGCUGAAAGCGGGGUAAACAAUAGAACCAACCACGAGGUUCAUUAACUUGGCCAACCUACAAAUGUGGUAGCUCAGUAUUUGCAUAAACUGACAGAGCCCCUGAGGCAGCUGAGACCAUAUUAAUGUCGGAAAAGAUGAAAAGAUGAAAAACUAAAAACUCUAGCUUAACUCAGAUGAAAAGAUGAAAAACUUGAAAGAAUUGUAUGUCCAACAAAGCCAUCAUUAGUAUUUAUUUAUUUACUUGCAUAUUUCUUUUGGGUGAUUUAAUAAAUGUUAUUAUCCUUA